This is a messenger RNA of Peniophora sp. CBMAI 1063, 1167 nucleotides long. Lineage: Eukaryota; Fungi; Basidiomycota; Agaricomycetes; Russulales; Peniophoraceae. The record is from the annotation of a GenBank genome assembly.
AUGUCCACACGAGAACCUAUGUGGUACUGUCAUGAGUGUCAUGCCGAGAUGCGCCCACUCAUGGUACCAGACCCUCAUUGCGCUUCCUGCAACGGCACAUUUGUUGAGAAGAUCGAGAGCGAAGAGGACGAUCCGCGCGCGUUUCAGGAGUCAGGGCCUGCGCUUGACCUCGACGAUGAAGGCGGCCCACCGGGAGACCUUCUCGCCAGUCUCAUGCAAAUCCUUGCUACCGGCCCACCCGGUCCUCGCGGAGCGACCUCGCUUCCCGGACAACCCGCACCUGCUUCUCCGUUUGCCGGCAGUGGGUUGAGAUUUGAGAUCAGCCGCACGGGCCCCGGUGGCACUCAGCGAACCUUCGUACUGGGUGGGCCCAAUACAUUGGGUACUGCCGCUGCCCCAGAUAGUUUACGGACUGGCGCUGGUCCAGCCCCUGGAGGCAACACCAUUGGAGGCAACCUCUUCGCGCAGUAUCUAUUCUCCAUGUUGGCCAACCACGGAGGCCAAGGCCCAAACGGGAUACCAUUUCCAGGCCUCAUGGGACAAGGUCCGGAAAACGGAAGAUGGGGCGACUAUGUCUUUAACCAAGAAGCUCUCGAUGAGAUCGUCACCCAAUUGAUGGAGAACAAUAAUACGUCACGACCCAUUCCUGUUACAGAAGAAGUCAUGCAGAAACUUGACCGAGCAGUUCUCGAGAAAGGGUCCCCUCUUCUCGAUCGUGAUUGUGCGGUCUGCAAGGACCAGUUCUCCGCAACUGCCGAGGAUCCUGCCGAGCAAGUCGUCAUAACGUUACCUUGCAAACACCCGUUCCACGAAGGUUGCAUCGAGCCUUGGCUAAAAACAAGUGGGACAUGCCCUGUUUGCCGCUACCAGCUCGUACCACAACCCAAUCAUCACGACCAACCCUCAUCUCCCGGUGGCGGCUCAUCCAAUCAAAACUCUUCACCAACUCCUGGUCCACCGAGCAGCGGCCCGUCCGGCUCAGGCGGUGGCAUUCUCAGUUCCAUACUAAGUAUGGUCAGUGGCACGGGCAAUACUGAGAACACUCAUAACACCCCCUCCGGAAGCGGCAAUCAAUCAAACAUCGCCACCGACGCAUCCUCCGGCAACAACAAUAAUACUGAGCGAAGGCAUUCGGAUGAGGCACCACCUGGAGGAUGGUGGGACUGA